Messenger RNA from Frankliniella occidentalis (western flower thrips), 2257 nucleotides. RefSeq lists its product as uncharacterized. The transcript is spliced from 7 exons. The record is from RefSeq and is a predicted model, not a curated record. The coding region runs from base 201 to 1067 and encodes 288 amino acids. Gene Ontology annotation, biological process: signal transduction. Gene Ontology annotation, molecular function: protein binding. Lineage: Eukaryota; Metazoa; Arthropoda; Insecta; Thysanoptera; Thripidae.
GUGAUCCUGUCUGUUUGGUCUGUCUGCCAUUGUGUUUGUGUUGUUGUGUUUGUGGUUCCGCCUCGGCUCCGGUCCCUUCAAACACCUGUCUCCUUGAACGCCAAUUAGAACCGCGCCUCCUAGCCUAGCAGAAAAGGUUAGAUUUGCUUGCAUUUGUUUUGCUUAAAGAAAUAAGGACUUCUGCCUUUUCCUAAUUUACAAUGGUCAAUAACCCAGAAAGUAAACCCCAGUGUACGCAGCAGGACAUAAUUCAUACGAACAAGAAAAUGAAGAAAAUGCUGACUGCCAUACCUAGAGAAAUACUAAAUGAUUUACAAUACAAUUUAAUUGAUGUAAAAUUGCAUCAGAGGAAUGUGCUCAACAGAUCUGAUUUUAUACUCCUAAAUAGCUACUCUAAAAAUGAAGAGAAAGUAGAAAUGUUGAUGGAGCUCAUGCGGAAUAAAUCAGAAGAAGACCAUGAGAACUUCCUGGAGAUAAUGGAAGAGGACUAUGAUUGGAUUAGAGACAAAUGUGAAAUCUUCUUUCAAAAAAUUAGACUAGACGCUCUUCAGAAGAAAACUAAUUCUUGUCCUGUCAAUGCACUACCUGAAAACCCUGAAUCUGUAGAAGUGAAGAAGCAAACUGAAACAACUGAGGAAAGUGAUAGAUCGGUACACACGUCUAGUUCACCAGAUAGCUGUGCCCUACCCCCUAGGGCUGAAAAGGAAAACAUUCCUUCCGAUGUGAAGAAAACCGAAGAAACUGUCUCCGCCAACUGUGAAAUUAUCAACAAAAAAUUGGAUCAAACUAUAACAAAUGAAAUGAUGACAAAGGUGCGGCGCAAUCACCGUGUUGUUAAAAGAUGGUCAACUUUGGCACAUUCUCUUGGGAUGACACCUGUUGUUCAUAUUCUACGCCAGCGAAUGGUUACUAAUGGAGAAGAUGUAGACGCCUGUGUGCUUCACCUUCUGGAGGAAUGGAAAGGAGCCCAUCCAAAAAAAGCAACACUUGGAAGACUUGUCACAGUACUUCGGGAAGAUGGAUUCAAUGAUGUUGCAGAUGAGUUGGAGGGUACAUAUGCAGCCUAGACCAUCAUUAACAAGAAGGAAUUUCAAGCUAUUUCUUAAUCAAAUCAACCCAUUCCAGAAGGAGUCUUAUCCUCGCAGCACUGUUUUUGGUAUGUUGACAGUUGACAAAAAAAAAUCAUAAAAGACAUAAUACUUUAGUCAAUAUUGUUAAGAUCUUUGCAGGAUAAUUUUUAUUGGUAAUGUAGAGUGGUUAAUUUUGUGACUAUAAGUACAAUCUCUUGGGCUUAUUGUAUUUACAUAAAAGGCUUAACUUUAUUGGUAUUAUAGUGUUGUAUUUAUGUAUUUCACAUUUUGACAUUUUUGUAAGACUUCCUAGAAACUUGUCCAAGUGACAGUUUUGUAAUUUAGGGUCUUUACUGUUUAACCUACAUGUUUUUAUGUUUCUAAUCUAAAGGAAAACUUUCCUUGCAAUUUACUAUUGAUUCUCCACAAAUCUCUUCACAGUUAAAGUAUGAAAGUAUGCCAGAUCACUUGCCAAUGUCAUACUAUAGUUAUUUUACUUCAGAAACCAAGUGUCACAUUUAAAAAAAUAUACUUAAGCUAUUAUUAAGCUUUGACUGCAUUUAAAACAAAAAUACGGGGAGCUUUUAAAGACAUUUUUACGAGGUAUUUUUGAGUUAAUGUGGUGUGCAUCUAUAAGUACAAAAUGUGAUUAUGGUUUCAUUGUUAGAGACUGUGUUCCAGUGUUUUAUUAGUGAAUGAUGUGUGAUUUUCUCGCUAAAAUUUUUGUUUCCUUUACUCUGUGAUAAAUUUUAGAGGGGUGUUAAAGAAUUUCAUGUCCAGACUUGUUGUACAUUUUCAUUGCAAUUUGAUUGUUUAAAAAUGUUAUGAAGAUGAAUAACCAGUCUCUUCAUGUUCUAAAGUAGUGUAUUCAUGUUUUCCAUUUAUUACUUUACAAAAAUUAUGUUUGCAUGCAGUAUUCAAGAAUGACGUGUACAAAGGGUUCUUCAAAACUCUCAUUAACACCCAACUUGCUCUUUUUCCAAAAUUGGUAUCCAUUCUGUAAAAGAAAUUUGCAGUAAUAAGACCAUUUCUCUCUUUUUAAAAAUUGAGCUAUGAUCAAAACAUUAUCAUCUGGUACUGUAUUUACGUAUUUUUCAUCACAUGUUUUAAGUAUUUAUGCUCUCUGAUUAUAUUAUUGAUAUUCUAUGUUUAAUAAAUGCUUUUUUUGAAAGUCUUUUUCAUCAUAA